GACUCAGGGACCAUGUGCAACAUGAGGAAAAAUACUUUGUCCCUCGUUGUCAUCGUCUGUCUUCUCGCUCUUUCCGACUGGACGUCCGGAGUGGUGGUGAAUCGGUCGGCCAAGAUCCCGGAGAAUGCCGGCAUUGGAGAGCAGGUUAUCCGCGUUGUACCGACCGCACAGGGAGCCAAGGAGGAAGUGAUAUGUGAAAUCAUCGACGGAAACGUUCACGGGCGUUUCAGUGUGACUCGGGACUGUGUGAUUGUAGUCGCCCGUCCUUUAGACUUUGGUUUAAACCGAAGGUACAACUUGACAGUAGCCGUCCCUGGAACACCCGAGACCUGCUAUGUUGACCUACAAGUCGAAGACGUGGACGGAUAUCCUCCUAUCUACAACGACACCUGCGAACUGCCGGUCCUGGGAAACGACAGAGCGACUGGACAGCCUGUUAUUAACGGGAUAAUGACAGGGGAGUACAUGGAAAAAGGUGCCGGCCUGUUUGUUCUGAGAACUGACCUAAACCAGCGACUCCGAGGUCAUCAGCAUAGUCAUGACGACAAAAUUGAUAUCUACACCGACAGUGACUGUCACGUUACUGUUGUAGUCGGUAUAGACAGUAACAGAGACAUGAGAACGGUUUACGGCUUGACGCUUUCUGGGUUGUAUUUCUUACGAUGUUUUCACCCACUUGACCAUGUACAAGUCUUUGAAGGUGCAAUCAUCCUAGGAGACACGGACUUCGCGCACUACGUUGACCGAACAUCGUAUGUCUGGACUAAACGGAAGUUCAAGCUGUUGAUUUCUUUCAUAGUAAAGUCAACAGAAACACAGCGUUUGGUCUGCCGCCUGCCACAUGGAAGACCAGUUUCUAUGCCGAUCAGUCGAGGAGGUGUACCUGAUGAAGUUUCUGUGAGUAGAGUUGAACUGGAGAUCCAGCCCGUCGGGUGUCCACCGAACAAGUACGGUUUGACCUGUGACCAAAACUGCACUUGUGAGAACGGUGCCCGCUGCCAUGGGCUGAAUGGGGCCUGUAAGUGUCAACCUGGGUGGACAGGAGUCGUCUGUGACAUACCUCACAGCACCGUCGUCAUCAUUGCGUCCCCUAGCAGCUCGUCACAGAUCUACAUCAAGGGUUCUUUGACAUUAUACUGCAGGUCUUUCCAUCUAGCUGUUGAGAAGAUGGUUUGGAAAUUUCCCAAUGAAACAAAAAAGAGACUACAGGGGACACAAGAAGAUGAAAUAAGGAUUGAAAGCGUCCAGUCCGAACACAAUGGUACCUACACUUGCAUUGUUGUUACCGAAGACAAGACGGUCGUUCAGGCAAGUUACGAGCUUCAGGCAGUCGCUUGUCUCCCCGGCAAAAGAGGCGAGCUGUGUGAAGACGACUGCGGCUGUCUCCAGGGUGCCGUCUGUGACCGGUGGGCCGGCUGUGUCUGUCCGCCGGGAUGGACGGGAAGAACAUGUGAGGCAAGAUGCCCGGACGGCACAUACGGACGGGGCUGCAGCGACGAGUGUCUGUGUCAGAACUGCGCCGCCUGCGACCCUAGCGACGGGCAGUGUAACUGCACCAAUGGAUGGUAUGGUGCUCACUGUACCCUUCCAUGUCCGAGCGGCCAGUACGGAUGGAGAUGUCGGCAUGUCUGUGGCUGUAAGAACAACGCCACGUGCCACAAUGUCGAUGGGAGCUGCGCUUGUGCGGCGCCCUGGACCGGUCAGUGGUGUGACGUCAUACAAACUGAGACAUCGACAUCCUUGUUGCCACUACAGGUCUCUAUCCCCCUUUCAUUGACACUGCUUGGUACGUUGGCCGCGCUUUACAAAUGGAGGAGGGCCACCCGGACGAAGAAAGGCCUAGAGGAGGUGCAGGCUCUUCUCGAACUUAGCAGUGUGGAAGAAGACCUUACGCUGCAGGGUCUACAGCCCGGCUGGCUUAAACGGUGGGAAAGGAGGGCGAAGGAUCUGACUUUGGGCAAUCUGAUUGGUCAGGGUGCAUUCGCCUGUGUCAGAGAAGGGAGUUUACGCACCGCGAACGCUGACGUCACAGCUGUAGCGGUCAAGUCCGUCCGUUCCGAGAACAGACUGUGCUAUCGAGCCUUCUGUCGCGAAGUAGCGAUGUUGGUAGCUUUGAGCGAAAACUGCCAAGACCGAAACGGGCAUUCAAACAUCAUUAAGUUGUUAGGAGUCAUCACAAAGUCCUCACCAAUGUGCAUUCUCUUAGAAUAUGCUGCCAAAGGGGAUCUCCUGCAAAUUUUAAAGCAACAUCCUAGAGAUAAUGUUGCUCGUCUUCUGGGCAGGUUUCUCCGCUACGCAGUCCAUAUAUCGCGUGCCCUGAAGGAGCUCCGAUCUCUGCGUAUCGCUCACGGUGACGUGGCCGCUCGAAACGUUCUCGUCACUGGAGAUGACGCCAAACUGUCCGACUUCGGUCUGGCCCAUGACGUGUACACCACUACUGCUUACGUCUCCGCAGACAGAAGAGGGGUCGACGAACUCUUGCCUCUGAAGUGGAUGGCUCUGGAGUCGCUGGAGUCUCGCAAGUUCACCUGCGAGAGCGACACGUGGUCUUUCGGCGUGCUGCUGUGGGAGAUCGCGACGGGCGGGGAGGAGCCCGACUAUCGGCAGGAGUUGAUCCAACAGAGUUGUCCCAACGGCGGGUUAGUCGGGAUCCUGAGACAGGGAUAUCGUCUUCAGAAGCCGCCCAGAUGUCCGGACGGACUGUAUGACGUCAUGACGUCGUGUUGGCAGGAGAAACCAUCCGCCAGACCAGAGCCAACGGAUCUCGAGCGGAGGCUGACAGACUGUCGCCGAGAAAUGGACCCACUGUUUGUCAUCGAGAAGGUGUCCGCAAGGAACCAAAUGCUCAAAAGGAAAAACUUGAAGGAGAAAAUGGUUAAAAUAUUCACCUCAGGGACCAUGUUCAACAUGAGGAAAAAUACUGUGUCCCUCGUUGUCAUCGUCUGUCUUCUAGCUCUUUCCGACUGGACGUCCGGAGUGGUGGUGAAUCUGUCGGCCAAGAUCCCGGAGAAUGCCGGCAUUGGAGAGCAGGUUAUCCGCGUUGUACCGACCGCACAGGGAACCGAGGAGGAAGUUCCGUGUAAAAUCAUCGACGGAAACGUUCACGGGCGUUUCAGUGUGACUCGCGACUGUGUGAUUGUAGUCGCCCGUCCUUUAGACGUUGGUUUAAACCGAAGGUACAACUUGACAGUAGCCGUCCCUGGAACACCCGAGACCUGCUAUGUUGAUGUACAAGUCGAAGACGUGGACGGAUAUCCUCCUAUCUACAACGACACCUGCGAACUGCCGGUCCUGGGAAACGACAGAGCGACUGGACAGCCUGUUAUUAACGGGAUAAUGACAGGGGAGUACAUGGAAAAAGGUGCCGGACUGUUUGUUCUGAGAAUUGACCUAAACCAGAGACUCCGAGGUCAUCAGCAUAGUCAUGAAGACAAAAUUGAUAUUUACACCGGCAGUGACUGUCACAUUACUGUUGUAGUCGGUAUAGACAGUCACAGAGACAUGAGAACGGUUUACGGCUUGUGGCUUUCUGGGUUGUAUUUCUUACGAUGUUUUCACCCACUUGACCAUGUACAAGUCUUUGAAGGUGCAAUCAUCAUAGGAGACGCGAACUUCGCGCACUACGUUGACCGAACAUCGUAUGUCUGGACUAAAUACAAGUUCAAGCUGUUGAUUUCUUUCAUAGUAAAGUCAACAGAAACACAGCGUUUGGUCUGCCGCCUGCCACAUGGAAGACCAGUUUCUAUGCCGAUCAGUCGAGGAGGUGUACCUGAUGAAGUUUCUGUGAGUAGAGUUGAACUGGAGAUCCAGCCUGUCGGGUGUCCACCGAACAAGUACGGUUUGACCUGUGACCAAAACUGCACUUGUGAGAACGGUGCCCGCUGCCAUGGGCUGAAUGGGGCCUGUAAGUGUCAGCCUGGGUGGACAGGAGUCGUCUGUGACAUACCUCACAGCACCGUCGUCAUCAUUGCGUCCACUAGCGACUCGUCACAGAUCUACAUCAAGGGUUCGUUGACAUUACGCUGCAGGUCUUUCCAUCUAGCUGUUGAGAAGAUGGUUUGGAAAUUUCCCAGAACAAAAAAGAGACUACAGGGGACACAAGAAGAUGAAAUAAGGAUUGAAAGCGUUCAGUCCGAACACAAUGGUACCUACACUUGCAUUGUUGUUACCGAAGACAAGACGGUCGUUCAGGCAAGUUACGAGCUUCAGGCAGUCACUUGUCUCCCCGGAAAAAGAGGCGAGCGGUGUGAAGACGACUGCGGCUGUCUCCAGGGUGCUGGGUGUGAUCGGUGGGCCGGCUGUGUCUGUCCGCCGGGAUGGACGGGAAGAACAUGUGAGGCAAGAUGCCCGGACGGCACAUACGGACGGGGCUGCAGCGACGAGUGUCUGUGUCAGAACGGUGCCGCCUGCGACCCUAGCGACGGGCAGUGUAACUGCACCGCUGGAUGGUACGGUUCGCACUGUACCCUUCCAUGUCCGAGCGGCCAGUACGGAUGGAGAUGUCGGCAUGUCUGUGGCUGUAAGAACAACGCCACGUGCCACAAUGUCGAUGGGAGCUGCGCUUGUGCGGUGCCCUGGACCGGUGAGUGGUGUGACGUCAUCCAAACCGAAACAUCCUUGUUGCCACUACAGGUCUCUAUCCCCCUUUCAUUGACACUGCUUGGUGCGUUGGCUGCGCUUUACAAAUGGUGGAGGGCCACCCGGACGAAGGAAGGCCUAGAGGAGGCGCAGGUUCUACUCGAACUUAGCAGUGUGGAAGAAGACCUUACGCAGGGUCUGCAGCCCGGCUGGCUUAAACGGUGGGAAAGGAGGGCGAAGGAUCUGACUUUGGGCAAUCUGAUUGGUCAGGGCGCAUUCGCCUGUGUCAGAGAAGGGAGUUUACGCACCGCGAACGCUGACGUCACAGCCGUGGCGGUCAAGUCCGUCCGUUCCGAGAACAGACUGUGCUAUCGAGCCUUCUGUCGCGAAGCAGCGAUGUUGGUAGCUUUGAGCGAAAACUGCAAAGAACAAAAUGGGCAUUCCAACAUAAUCAAGUUGUUUGGAGUCACAAAGUCCUCACCAAUGUGCAUUCUCUUAGAAUAUGCUGCCAAAGGGGAUCUCCUGCAACUUUUAAAGCAACAGCCUAGAGAUAAUGUUGCUCGUCUUCUGGGCGGGUUUCUCCGCUACGCAGUCCAUAUAUCGCGUGCCCUGAAGGAGCUCCGAUCUCUGCGUAUCGCUCACGGUGACGUGGCCGCUCGAAACGUUCUCGUCAGUGGAGAUGACGUCGCCAAGCUGUCCGACUUCGGUCUGGCCCAUGACGUGUACACCACUACUGCUUACGUCUCCGCAGACAGAAGAGGGGUCGACGAACUCUUGCCUCUGAAGUGGAUGGCUCUGGAGUCGCUGGAGUCUCGCAAGUUCACGUGCGAGAGCGACACGUGGUCGUUCGGCGUGCUGCUGUGGGAGAUCGCGACGGGCGGGGAGGAGCCCGACUAUCGGCAGGAGUUGAUCCAACAGAGUUGUCCCAACGGCGGGUUAGUCGGGAUCCUGAGACAGGGAUAUCGUCUUCAGAAGCCGCCCAGAUGUCCGGACGGACUGUAUGACGUCAUGACGUCGUGUUGGCAGGAGAAACCGUCCGCCAGACCAGAGCCGAGGGAACUCGAGCGGAGGCUGACAGACUGUCGCCAAGAAAUGGACCCACUGUUUGUCAUCGAGAAGGUGUCCGCAGUUUGAGAGUUAGAAAUUGAACCAGUUUUCAAGCAGAUGUAAUGCG
Branchiostoma belcheri (Belcher's lancelet) is the source of this 5752-nucleotide messenger RNA. RefSeq lists its product as uncharacterized. Gene Ontology annotation, cellular component: signaling receptor complex; membrane. The record is from RefSeq and is a predicted model, not a curated record. Lineage: Eukaryota; Metazoa; Chordata; Leptocardii; Amphioxiformes; Branchiostomatidae. Gene Ontology annotation, biological process: multicellular organism development; positive regulation of kinase activity; protein phosphorylation. Gene Ontology annotation, molecular function: transmembrane receptor protein tyrosine kinase activity; calcium ion binding; ATP binding.